AUGCCCACCUAUCCAAGAAAUGUCCUUGUCAACCUAGGCGCCAUCGGCGGAACUGGCGGCGGCGCGGUAGAUAUUAUCGCUCAGACUGGCGGCCUAGUGGAAAAAGUUGGUGUCUGGGCAUCUGGAAAGGACAUCAUCGGCGUCUCUGUUAAAUUUACAAAUGACGAGACAGCGAAGAAAAUGGGCUCCGGAGAAUGGGGCGACUAUUCAGAAUUCAUAUUCGAAGAUGCCACCGAAAUUGUGAAAUCGCUGAGCCUCUGGGGUAACGGCAAGGGUACAAACCUUGGUCGAAUCAAAUUCACCACCUCCAAGGGGCGUACAUUCGACUAUGGCGGUCAAAGUGGGAAAAAGGAAUACCCAAUGGAUGUUGGAUGUGGCCUCUGGGUCGGCAUCGGAGGAAAUUGCGGAGCCACAGUCGACAACAUGAGUGUCUAUUUCCUGACCAAGGUUGAUUCCAUGAAGAUGAAAGACGUGAAAUUUAAGAACGAUCCCACGGGUACGAGUCAAGGAAUAAAACCCAAAAUGAUCAAGUCGGCGCAAUUCCCAUGGCUUGGAAAGUCUUACGACUACAAAUUUGAACGACCCAGGCUUGAAAAGGAAACACACACUGUGACUGAAACCAAGGGACAGUCUACGACCGCGGGACUGUCUUUUACUGAAACUUGGAAAGGCGAAGUGAACUUAUUCGUCGAGAAAGCGACCCUCGAGGUGGGGGCCACCGAGUCUGUAUCGCACGUUUGGUCCAAAGACAGUUCAACUGCAGAUUCUGAGGAGACCACGGACGGUAUGACAGCCGGUGUUUCUGGAAAGAUUGAAAGCGCCAAUGAUGGGGUCAUGAUUGAGGCUGUGAGCUAUACUGGCACGCUCGAUCUUGAUUACACGGCGACAAUUGAAGUAAAGAUGGCCAGUGGAGCUUCUUACAAUAUCCCGACGAAUGGAAACAUGAAGAAGGUAUCUUACUCCAAAAUAUACAUGAACGUCAAACCAAUCAGUGAAGAUACGACCCUUCCUCCAGGAGAAAACGAGGAAAGAUCUUUGGAGGAGCCGACACCGGAGAACUACCAGGACAACUUUUCUGGGGAUCAAGAAAACGAGGACCACCAAGAGACUGCAUGGUCUCCCGCGGAGGACUCAGCAGUGCAGGUGGAAGACCAGGAAGGCCGUUACACAAAUGAGAGGAGAGAUGACGAGAGAUAUGUAAAUUUCGACGACUCCCGAGAACAGCAACAAGAGAAUGAGGAAGACUUCGAGCAGCAGCCGCGUCGUGGGUAUAGCCAACCUGAAUAUGAAGCUCAAAACGACUAUCAGCGAAGCCGAGAGGAGCCUGAGCAAACUCAAGACGACUUCCAGCAAAAUGAAAAUGAUUACGAGCAAGGCCAAGACGACUCGCAUCAGAAUCAGAAUCAGCAUUACCGUUCUGAGGGCUAUGAAGCCCAAAAAGAGCGCACUUCUGAUGGAAGAUUCGCUGAGUACGAAGAGAGCGAACCUGCCACGCCCAACGAUCGGGAGGAGAAUCGUUGGGAUCAGCCACCGAGCCCAGACAGGCAAGAUAACAGUGAAAGAUAUGCUUCGCAGAUCAACUACCAGGGUGGGAAUCAAUAUGAGAAUGAGAGUGGAGAAAAAAAGGAUGAAUCUGAUGAAUACCGACAAAAUGACGAGAAUCGCCGCAGCACGCAAGCAUACGAGGAUGGUCAACAGUAUGGCUAUGAGCAGACUCUUGGGGAGGAUGAGCGUACCUAUGCUCCUGUUGAACAAAGAAGCCCUCGGGGGGGCUAUAAUGCUUAUCAGGGUGAGAAGGAGGCCUUUGAAUAUGCCGAGGAAAAGCCCAGCUACAGGGAUGAGUAUCAGCAGCAGGCAAAUGACUGGAGAGGCAACCGCAACGAGUCUGUGUUCUGA
Messenger RNA from Penicillium nucicola, 1896 nucleotides. RefSeq lists its product as uncharacterized. The coding region runs from base 1 to 1896 and encodes 631 amino acids. The transcript has a single exon. Lineage: Eukaryota; Fungi; Ascomycota; Eurotiomycetes; Eurotiales; Aspergillaceae. The record is from RefSeq and is a predicted model, not a curated record.